Caenorhabditis elegans is the source of this 1437-nucleotide messenger RNA. It is a transcript of the gene C18D1.2, whose product is annotated as Major facilitator superfamily (MFS) profile domain-containing protein. Gene Ontology annotation, biological process: transmembrane transport. Lineage: Eukaryota; Metazoa; Nematoda; Chromadorea; Rhabditida; Rhabditidae. The record is from RefSeq and is marked reviewed. The transcript has 5 exons. The coding region runs from base 1 to 1437 and encodes 478 amino acids. Gene Ontology annotation, molecular function: transmembrane transporter activity. Gene Ontology annotation, cellular component: membrane.
AUGGCUAAACCACUUCGUUCAUACAAAAUUAGACAUCGAACAAGAUUUUUCAUUCUGUUUCUUUGUCUAUUAUGUCUUUCAAUAUCCCAAUCAAAUACUCUUACUUUAAACUUUACAAUUAUCUGUAUGUCUACAUUGCACAAUUUCACUGCAACAGAGGCUUCUGAAAAAUCAACAAAUGUCCUGGACUUCAUGCUUCAUAAAAUUCUUCAGAAGACCUAUGUAUACACAGCUUCUCAAUCUAAUUUAUUAUUCUCCGCUGUCGCAAUUGGUGCAAUGUGUGCGGUUUAUCCAUUUAUGUAUAUAAUUCAGAAAAAAGGAUCUAGAUCUGUUGUAACAUUUGUUGGACUAUUCUCAGCUGCAACCACUGCGAUGAUUCCAUGGGCAGCUUAUUUGGGAUUCUACCCACUACUUGCCAUGAGAUUUCUACAGGGAAUUGGUUUAUCAACGGGUUUUACUUUAAUUGGAAUAGUCACUAGACAAUGGUCAAUGCAGGUUCAGGGGGCGUUUUUUUUUGCAUGCUUGUCGUGUUUUUUUCAAAUAGGUCCAAUUUUCACAAUGCCUGUAGCUAGUGCAUUUUGUACAUCUUCUUUUGGAUGGCCAGCAGUAUAUUAUACACAUUCAAUUGUAACAAUUUUCAUAUUUCUUCUAUUUUUUACAUUAUAUAGAGAAAGUCCAGUAUUUCACACCAUCGUCACUGAACUAGAACUUUCAAAAAUUCAACGAGGAAAAGGAGAAACAAAACGACAACGCGUUCCUCUUGUUCAAAUACUCAGAGACCCUGUGGUACUUAGCAUUUGGACAACGGCUUUAGCGAAUUUCAUGGGAAUUCAAUUAACAAUGCAGUUCACGCCAACAUAUCUUCAUAAAAUCCUAGGAUUCUCUGUUCAAGACACGGGACCAUUCAGUGCAUUGCCACAAGUAAUCACCGCAUUUGUCAAGGUAUCUGCUGGAUACUCAGCCGACAAAUUGCAAUGUUGCACCCCGAAAACUUCAGUAAGAAUAUUCAAUAGUUUGGCAUUAGGUGGAAUGAGCUUCAUGUUUGUGGGACUAGCAAUAAUUCCAACUAGCAUGCCUUAUUUGGGACUGUUUAUGCUUAUUUUGUCAUGUUCAAUUAUUGGAUUCAAUUGUGGAGGAUUUUUCAGAUGCUCGGCAAUUUAUGCUGCACAGCACAAUCAUUUCGUCAUGGGAAUGAACUCAUUUCUCAAUUGUCUUGCUGCUCUUCUAGCUCCCGUUAUUGUCAAUAUAUUUGUGGAAAAUGACACGUGGAAUGAGUGGUAUUGGGUUUGGAUGAGCCACUUUGUAAUACUGUUUCUAUCGAAUUUGGUCUUCCAAAUUUAUGCAAAAGGAGAACCGGCUGAAUGGACAAAGAAAACACCAGGUAAAGAUAUUGUGGUUGAUUUUGAUGACGCUGACGUAAUAAUAAUAAAAUUUUGA